This is a messenger RNA of Solea solea (common sole), 961 nucleotides long. RefSeq names its product mitotic spindle organizing protein 1 (gene mzt1). NCBI's taxonomy places the organism in Eukaryota, Metazoa, Chordata, Actinopteri, Pleuronectiformes, Soleidae. The record is from RefSeq and is a predicted model, not a curated record. Bases 212 to 433 code for a protein of 73 amino acids. Gene Ontology annotation, cellular component: interphase microtubule organizing center; spindle; centrosome. The transcript has 3 exons. Gene Ontology annotation, biological process: mitotic spindle assembly; microtubule nucleation by interphase microtubule organizing center; gamma-tubulin complex localization.
UUAGCAGACCAGACAGAAUAGCGGCCACUCUGAUCUUGUUCUUUCCUCAUUUAUAACAUUUAGAAAGCGUAUUGUAUAGGGAAUAUGAUCCAUUUGAUGUCUUACUGAACUCAGUUUAGUAAUUCAGUUGGCUUAUAUAGAGUUAGAUACCUAAUUAAGUCGUUUUGUUAGCCUCCCGCUAGUUAGCCUUGGCUAACUACUCAUUGAAAACAUGGCAAGUGCAGCAAAUAGCAACCUAAAUGCAGUCCGGGAGACAAUGGACGUGCUGCUGGAGAUCUCCAGGUUGCUGAAUACUGGUUUGGACAUGGAGUCUCUGUCUAUAUGUGUGAGACUGUGUGAACAAGGCAUCAACCCUGAGGCCCUGUCUUCUGUCAUCAAAGAGCUGCGUAAAGCCUCAGAGUCCCUCAAGGCUUCUGAAAACUCCACAAACUGAAAGUGAAAACCAAACACCUCAGUGUGGGACUUAAAAUGAUCCUGGGAUCUGUACUAACCUUGGCCUCCACAGCCACAGUCAGAUUUGUGUUUGUGUUGGCGGUCUUCACCCGUCAGUGACAAGCAUGUUUCUAUUCUGCCUAUUUGACUCAAGCCCGAUUUUUUGUGUCGUGGUAUUGUCCCAGGUCUUCCUUCGAAAUGGUCUUCUCCAAACAUGAAUGUGAACAGAGUAUUUUUGUCUCAAAUGUAGACCUGUACAAAGUUUCCCCCAAUAACAUUUGUGCACUGUAAGUUCACAGACGUGUUAGUGUUGUCGUCCUGCCUUAAUUUAUUUUUUGAACUUGUGUGGAACUUUUCAUAAUGAUGUUUUUUUAACCAUUUUUGUCUAUAAUUUCAGAGCUUUUGUAUUGAUUUUGGAUUAGAUAAUGCAGGAUUUUAAUCCUUCUGCCAUUUUUGUUGUGCAUUCAACCUUCAACCAUCAACGAUGGAACCAAAAAAUCUAAAUAAAAAAAGUUGCAGUCAACAGCCA